AUGAACAUGGAAGUAUCGUAUAUCAGUUCUCCCGAAUUCUACUCUCUGGCUCUCUAUAUUCUUGGCUCGAUUUCUCUUCCAAUCCAUUUGUUUGGUGCCUACUGUAUCCUAUGUCAAACUCCAGACACAAUGAAAAGAGUCAAGUGGGUUAUGUUCAAUUUGCAUGCGUGGAGUUGCUCUCUUGAUAUUUUAUUGGGUCUUUUGGGACAACCAUUCAUAGUACCUCCGGUUUUCGGAGGGGCGCCAAUGGGCUUACUGCAUCUACUCAAUGUGGAUCCAGGAAUCAUGGUUUAUAUGAUGGUAACUCUGAUUUUGAUGGUCUCUAUUUCCACGGGUGCCAUUUUCGAAAACCGCUUCUACCUAUUGUUCGUUGAGAAAACAUGGUGGCGUUUUGCCCGUUACCCAUAUUACAUUAUAAAUGUCGCACUCGCAUUUCUGUAUUAUGUGCCAACGAUGAUUGGAAUACCAGAUCAAACUGAAGCAAGGGAGUGGAUUUUCAGGAAACACCCCGAAGUUCGUCGGUUUGACAGUCCAGAACACCCCAUAUUUGUGGUAGCUUAUGAUAGUGUCGCUCGAGAUUGGAUUGGUAUCCGAAUGAUAAUUGCUAUCCCUGCUUGUAUCAUAGCAACUCCUCAAAUUCUGAUCAUUUUUAUUGGAUACUUAAAUCUCAAUACCCCCGAAAUGAAUAGUGUUGCCUACAUGAUGAUGUCGAUACAUGGUGCAUCUGCUACACUUAUCAUGCUAUACUGUCAUCAUCCGUAUCGAGAGUUUUGUAAAGAAUUGCUACGUGGAAGACUUAGAGUUUUCAAUAGAUGGACUCCAUUCGUUUCGGUUACAUCUCACUCUGAAGUUGUACGUUAA
This is a messenger RNA of Caenorhabditis remanei, 861 nucleotides long. RefSeq lists its product as uncharacterized. The record is from RefSeq and is a predicted model, not a curated record. The transcript is spliced from 4 exons. The coding region runs from base 1 to 861 and encodes 286 amino acids. NCBI's taxonomy places the organism in Eukaryota, Metazoa, Nematoda, Chromadorea, Rhabditida, Rhabditidae.